AUGCACGACAUCCCCAAGAAGCUUUUCUCCAAGCUUCGUCUUCGUAGCCGAGCCGAUAUCCAAGCCAAGCGCCACUUCGUCCUCGGCGCCCAGCUUCUCUCCCAAGCCAGAUCCUCCACCUCCCGUUCCUCUGCUGUCUCUCUCGCCAAACAAGCCGAAGCCCAAGCCGACAAAGCUAUCUCCCUCGACCCCCUAGACGCCGCGGCUCACAUCCUGAAGGCCCUCGCCCUGGACAUCCUCGGCUUCAAGUCCUCCGCUCUCGAUUCCCUCGACGCUGCCCUCUCACCACGCGUUGCCAAGUCGUUGAGCGAGAAGGAAAAGGGCGAUGCUCUUUUCAAGAGGGCCGAGUUGAAACUCGCUAUAAGCCGGCGAGGCCGGGUCGACCCGGCGAUUGAGGAUCUGACUCAGGCAGUUAAGCUCAGUAAGGAUAACGUAAAGGCGUUUUGUUUAUUGGGCGAAUGUUACGAGGCGAAGAAGAUGAAAGAGGAGGCUAUAAACGCGUAUCAGGAGGCCCUGCAGAUCGAACCGGAGUCCACCGUCGCUCGAGCGGCCUUGGAUCGGUUGAGCAAAUGA
Carica papaya (papaya) is the source of this 573-nucleotide messenger RNA. Its product is annotated as Tetratricopeptide repeat (TPR)-like superfamily protein. The record is from RefSeq and is a predicted model, not a curated record. Gene Ontology annotation, molecular function: protein binding. Lineage: Eukaryota; Viridiplantae; Streptophyta; Magnoliopsida; Brassicales; Caricaceae.